This is a messenger RNA of Gekko japonicus, 3942 nucleotides long. RefSeq names its product coiled-coil domain containing 158 (gene CCDC158). The record is from RefSeq and is a predicted model, not a curated record. The transcript has 26 exons. Lineage: Eukaryota; Metazoa; Chordata; Lepidosauria; Squamata; Gekkonidae. The coding region runs from base 1 to 3870 and encodes 1289 amino acids.
AUGAGCGGCGGCGGCGAGAUCGGUGAGGCGAGCCCUGGUGGCCAGCAAGUGCAACAUCAAGCGGUGGAACGGAUGACGGCAGAGGCGGAGACGGAAGGCGCGGUGACGUGGAGGCGCAGGUGCGGCAGAGCCGAAAUGGACAUUAGCCGGAGCCGUGCUGACGCGAACCGCGGACCAGAUGGGCCCGCUAAAGAAAGCCACCAAAAUGGAAAGACCUAUCGCUGGCUGCCAGGAUGGAAGCUGCUGUUGUCGCCGGUUGCUUCUCUGAAGGGUGUGCUCUGUCUUCUGCCUAUUCCUCCACAAAAGGAAGUAAAUAUUGCUGCAGCUGGCACCGUCACAAGCAGUUGUGCCAAAAUGAGUAAGAAUAGUAAGAAUAUUCAAGAGCUAAGGGAAGCACUGGAAAGGCAAACCAAAGAGACUUUGAAACUCCAGGAGGAAGCAACUAAGUGCUCUGUGGACUCCAUCUCACGUCGAGAAGGGUCUUCGUCUCCGUCCAGCGUAAGACAUUCAAAUGCUUCUACUCCGUUUACGGGCAGCCCGAAACAGCGGACCCCAAGUAUACGCAGCACCAUGCCAGAGCCCUGCUCCAGCACGCCCAGCAGCCCGCCCAAGACUCUGUACUCCAAAUUUGAAGGAGACGCCGGGAGCCCGAGGAGGGGCAGCAACCCUGGGAAAGAGCCUGCGGAAAACGUCUUUGAAGACUAUUCCCAGCAAGUCAGAGAUCUGCAGAAGAGGCUAUGCGAAGCUACAGAGCUGCAUGAGCAACAGAAGUUCAGUUUAAGGCAGACAGUCAUUGAGUUGCAGACAAGCCUCCGGGAGGUACAGAGGGAGAAAGACUCUGUUUGCGACCUCAGACGGAGAGAAUCCCAAACCUCUGAGGAUGUCUGCGCUGGGCUGCGGGCGACGAUCAAAGAGCUGGAAACGGCCAAUCACCUUCAUGAGGAGAUGCUGAAGGAAGCCAACAACCAAACCGAGCAUCUGAAGACGAUGGUGCAGGCCCACGAGGAAGUGCUCCAGGAACUCCGGGACAUCCUGGUGGAUUACGAGCAGCACUCCGGCAAGAAGGUCUGCGAAAACGAGACCGUCUCCAGUCUGCACAUCCGUACCCUGCCCACCGCGUUUAUUAAAAUCAUUCGAGAUCUCGAGGCAGAGGUGAUGCACGUCAAAUCGAUGAUCGCCCCACUGGAAGAACAGCUGGAAGUGAUGAAGAAAGAGUCAGAGUCCAAAACCCAACUUCUGCUUCAGCAGCAUCAAGACAGCCUUGAAAGAUUGAUAAGCGAACACGAAAUGGAACUGGAGGCGGUGAACGAAAAAGCGAGCGCCUCCCACAGCCACGCGUCCAACAUCCAAAGCCAGCUGGAAAUCAUUCAAGAACAAGCAAGAAACCAGAGUUCUCUGUACAUGCGGCAGAUCGGUCAGCUGGAAGACACAGUUUCUCAGCUGCAUUCGGAGCUUCGAGAAACAAGGAGAAUGUCUGAAGACAAGAUUGAAGAUCUGGAAAAGCAGCUGCUUCUGGCUCAUUCCGAGAUGUCCGAGGCCCAGAGCGAAAGGGAUCAGUUCAGUCAAGAGAGUGGAAAUCUGGACGAUCAAGUUCAGCACUUGGCGGCUGAGCUGCACAGGAAAGAUACGGAGCUAAAGCUAGAGAAGGAGCAAAAUAAGCGGCUCUGGGAUCGGGACACCGGCAGCAGCAUCACCAUCGACCAUUUGCGGAGAGAGCUGGACAGCAAGAACAUGGAGCUGCAGCGCAUGGAGUCCUUGGUCAAUUCCGUGAAGAAGGAGUACCAGGACCACACGGAACGUCAGAUGUCUGCAAUCAAGGAGAAGAACGAAAGCCUCGAGAAGGUGGCCAGCAUGACCGUCCAGCAGGAGUCCACCAAAGAGAUGCUCCGUAAAGUCGUCGAGGAGCUGACGGAGAAGACGAUCAGCCUGGAGUCGGCGGAGAGGCAGGUGGCCGAGCUGACGGUGUGCCUGCAGGAGAAAGAGAGGACGAUCGAUCUGACCAACAGCGAGAUCCAGAAGCUCCGGGGACGGGUGGACAGCCGGCUGUACGAGCUCCAGCAGCUGAAGAGCGAAGGCGACCACCUGCGGAGUCUGCAGGCCGACUGCGAGGCCUUCCGGAUGCAGCUGAAGGAGAAGGAGAAGGUGAUCGAGAUCCUGCGGAAGCAGAUCGACAACAUGACCCAGAUUCUGGGCCAGCAUGGUCGGACAGCUGGCGCCGUGGAGGUGGAGAAAGCGCAGCUCCUGAAGGAACUCCAUGACAAGAAACAGGAGCUCCAAGAACUUAAGCUUUCUCAGGACAAGAAAGAAAGCCGGAUUUACGAACUAGAGGCCAGCCUGAGUGAGAUGGAACUGGAGAAGGUGAAGGUGGUGAACAUGAAUGCCGGGUUGGUUCUGGAACGGGACGAGCUGGUGAACAAAGUAAAAUCCAGUCGACUUGAUCUUGUUGCACUUGCAGAGGAAUCUGACGUCCUAAAGAGUGAUUACCGACUCAGAAGCGAAGAGAUGGAGACGACCGUGAGCAAGCUGAGAGUGCAACUCAAAUCUGCCCAUAUGGAGCUGGAGCAAACCAGAGCCACCUUAAAGACCAUGGAAGGGUCCGACGGCCACGCCAUGAAAGUCGCAAUGGGAAUGCAGAAGCAAAUCACAGCCAAGCGAGGACAGAUAGACGCUUUGCAGAGCAAGAUCAAGUUCCUGGAGGAAGCAAUGACCAACGCGACUAAGGAGAAGCACUACCUGAAAGAAGAGAGGAACAAGCUGAGUCAGGAGCUGAGCCAUCGGGCCGCUUUGAACAACAAAAUGAUGGGGGAGCUGGAGAUUCUGCGGGCCCAAGACAAACGCAUGAAAGAGAAACUGGCCACCAUGGAGGCAGCCCUCGAUAAGGCAUCUAUGCAGUUUGCAGAAUAUCAAUGCAUCAAGCAGCGGCAGGAGCAGGAACUGAUGCGCUGCAAACUUCAGCACGCUUUGGAUGUAAAGGAGCUGCAGGGGCCCGGCUAUAAGCUGGGCUUCUCUUCCGUGAAGCUGCGCCACUCGACCGUGCCUCACUCCCACCCGCCCAGUGCUCCGUCCUCCCAAGCCUUUGCCGGCCACAUGAGCCACAUCUCGUCCAAGCUCAGCUCGGCGAAGGAGGACCCCCUGUGCGACUUAAAGCAACUUCUGCAAGAACUGCGGAGCACGAUUGAUGAAAUCCCCUCCGCGAUGCUUCCCAGGAGAGAAAGCGACAGCGACAGCGACUCGCUGCUGGAAACAGCGAGCAAUACUCUAGACCUCGCCAGCAAAGAAUGUAUAGGCAAAAGACCACACGACUCUUACAGCAGGGAGGUCCCAAGAAGAGAUCUAUCUACCGAUGUCUCCGUAGGACAAGAUCCUUUCAGCAGGGAACCUUUACUGUUGCGUACUGCAGACCUUGAGGAUCCGGAUGUGACGCUCACUUUCCCAUCCAGCGCGACUCAUACGAUCUUCACUUCCACUCCUCGGUACACCACUUCGAAGAGACGAUCUCCAGAGAGGUUCAAAGAGAGGUCUCCUGUACAUACAUUGUUAACAGCUCCGCUGGAUGACCUGAAGGCAGUUUCUGGGCCCUCUUUGGAACGUCGUUCCUCUCCGAAGAAGAGCAGCUCCCCGGAAGCCUCAACCACCUACACUCCGCUCUGCCCUCACCUCACGACGGUUCAAUUGACUGCUUUGUCCACAGCCAUGCAGGCAGUGGAAGUCGGUGGAGUCACAUGCCGGAAUUUACAGGACAAAGUGGAGAGUCUGCAAAACCUGGUGGAGACGCUACAUUUGGAAAACCAAGCAAUGUCCUCAAUGAUCAGAAGCCAGGAGAAGAAGAUUGAGAAAGCCAAGGAGAAAGAAAGGAAGCUGUCCAAAUGAGAGGAGGCGGGGCUGGAUCAUUCCGAUGUUUCUAGAUCGCACUCCGUUGAACACGAUGCUUUUUUUAAAAAA